Penicillium chermesinum is the source of this 2139-nucleotide messenger RNA. RefSeq lists its product as uncharacterized. Bases 1 to 2139 code for a protein of 712 amino acids. Lineage: Eukaryota; Fungi; Ascomycota; Eurotiomycetes; Eurotiales; Aspergillaceae. Gene Ontology annotation, molecular function: DNA-binding transcription factor activity; sequence-specific DNA binding. The record is from RefSeq and is a predicted model, not a curated record. Gene Ontology annotation, biological process: regulation of DNA-templated transcription. The transcript has 4 exons.
AUGAGUUCCCAAGGAGCUACGCGCAAACGCUCCGCGCCAGGGACAGCACCUGCUGCCCAUAAUAUCGCCCCGAACUACGGAGCCGCGAAUCCCGGCUCCCAACUAUCCAACGACCAAUUUUUGCAAUGGGGCCAAAACACCUCUCCAAAUGCCAUCAAUACGUCCUCCUAUGCUGACCCCUCUACCUACAACCCGGCAGGAUAUGCAGCAUCACAGGAGCUGGCUGGGUCAGGUACUCCGUCUACCCAGUUGACUCGACGUCAACAACCAAAUCAAUUGGUCACUCGGAACCGUGCAUAUGAGCAGCCACCGGCGACAUACCCAGACCAAAAUAAUACGGCCGGGUCGGGUGACUCUGGUGUUUGGGGCGAAAGUCUGGAGGAGCUUUAUCAACGGGCGAUGGCUGCAAAGCAGGACGCACAGGCCAAGCGCAAGCAGAUUCCCCCCCUUCGUACAGAAGCUGAGCAGGUAUGUUUCUUGGAUGAAUCGAAAAAUACCGAUCUGAUUAGAUGGUCCGAUGAUGGCAAUUCCUUCAUUGUGUUAGACGAGGAUGAGUUCGCGAGAACUUUGAUCCCCGAGCUUUUUAAGCACAACAAUUAUGCGUCAUUCGUUCGACAACUCAAUAUCCGAAGAAUGCCUCGGGCCACGGGAGCAAAGGAAGCAAAAGCGGACCUCGAAAUUAAAACCGAGGACGCGGAGGAAAAUGAAGUGGACGAUUUCGGGGAUGAUAACGCCACCAUGCCUCGUGAGACCCGAGCUCGCCCUCAGCAGUUGAGUCUCUCUGCAGACACGCCUAUGCAAAAGGACCAACUGGCAGGAGUCUAUCGCGAGCUCCAGGCAAUUCGUCAGCAGCAGCAGGUCAUAUCGACAACCAUUACGAGACUGCGCAAGGAACAUGAGCAACUCUAUGCUCAAGCAGCCAACUUCCAAGAGCAACACUCUCGCCACGAAAACUCAAUCAAUGCUAUUCUGACUUUCCUUGCAACUGUCUACAAUCGCAGUUUGCAGGGACAAGAAGGACCCCAGAAUAUUGCCAACUCUUUUGCUGGUGCUAUCUCAGGCGACCAGGGUGGCAUUGUUGAUGUCGAUGAUUUCUCUUUGAGUUCCAUGGCUGGCCUCUCCAGUCCAACAGGACAGCGAGGUAUGAAGAAACAGCCAUUAUUGUUGAAAGCUCCCCCGAGGACGGAUGAGACCCGUGCCACUACCCUGUCACCUUCAGCCGGAGGGGUGCCCUACGAGACACGGUCUCGGGGCCAUACCCGUCCCCCAGGCACGCAUAACCCGGGCCACGUGGAGGAGAAUCCGGACCAGAACGACGAGAAUUUCCUCCAGCAGGAUAUCAUGUCCGUCAUUCAAAACUCGAAUGCCCGCAAUGGAAUCCCUACCAAUUUCUCCGAGUUUCCCAACGUGCUUUCUUCUCUUGAGACAUCCGGUGGAAAUGUUCCUUUGACCCCGAACCAGCGUGCGGAUAUGCUUCGGCUCAUGGCAAAUGAGACCAAUCCGUCUGACCCCGGGAACGGGGACUCCUCGAACAAUGCUCUUAUCACGCCCAACCCGCCGCCAAUGCCACAGAACUAUUCCGGUCGCCUGGCAAGCACGCGGAACGAGAUCGACAAUCUGGUGAAGAUGCAAGCUGAGCAAGAUCGCUCAGUUCAAAACCUUACCAAUCUGCUUCAGCCGCUGAGUCCCACUGGCGCUAUUCCCGGCCUCGAUCAAGACGGCAACGUUCCGCCUCCGCCGCUGGACCUGGAUCAAAUUUUUAACGAUGAAUACUUUACCGAUCUUGGCGACCCCAAUGACGACAAGAAAUAUUCUACCCAGGGUCAUGAUCCUUCAACCUACCCACCCGACCCCCAUGCACAAGUCAAUGACGAUACCGAAAAUCUCUUUGACUUCGAUCAUAUCCCUGAUGACGGUGACCUAUUCAAUUCCAAUCAAGGGUCGGACAAUGCGGCAUACAACUACGGCUAUGAAAAUUCGGGAUAUGGAGGAGAGGUCGAGACCCCAAACAACCGCUCCGGCCGUGUGGUCGAGCAGUUGACCGACAGCGAGGCGACCAGUCCCGCCACCAUCCUAGAGGAGAAAACGGGGGAUGCGCCGGAAGACGGCGGGAGCGCCAAGCGGCGCCGGAAGGCAUGA